GCUCCGUCCGUGUAGGUUGCAAGCCGUCUCUCGCCUCUCCAUCAUGGCGCCGACAAGUCUCCUGGCUCUGCCCGAUGAGCUCCUCCUCAUGAUCUGCCGAGAGUUCUGUCUUCAUUGCACUUGUCCUGAGGAGACAUUCAGAGCCCAUGCACUUAUAGGCGAAUAUGUGGAUGCUCUGUGCUUCCUUAGCCAGACAUGCAAGCGCCUGCGUAAGAUUGCGCAGCCGGUGUUGCACCACGAUGCUCGGCCUCGACAGCUUCCACUCUUCCUACGAACAAUCACUAGGCGACGGGACUUGGCCGCCCAGGUGCGCGCCUUCUGUGACUUGAGCCAUAGUUAUUCCAAAAGAUUUCAAAAUGGGGAUCUCGGCGUGAUCCCGCCCGGCCAGGUCACCGACGAGGAGGAGCGGACAUGGGGAAACGAUCUCGAACGCAUGCGCACGCUGCUGGUGCCGACGUUGAUGCGGCUCCCGGCCGUGGAGGAUCUGGUCGUGGGUGUGACUUUCAGACGUGGGUACAAGUGGGAAACUCUGUUCAACAUGAGAUCCGUCAAGCGUCUGCUUCUGUAUCCCUACAAUUGCCGCCUUGGGUUUGGGAGCCUGGACGCUUUUCUCUCCUUGACGCCCAACCUUGAGAGCUUGGCAUUUAAGGACUGGACUGGGUUAGUCAUGAAGCCUCUGUCUCUCACUCGACUGGCCUCUCUGAAGAUUCACGGGUUCAACUUGACCGCAGCGUCUCUGGAGGCACUGGUGAAGUCGUGUCCGAUACUGGAACGCUUCGAGUUUCGACAAUGGGGGUAUAAUGACGACAACCAGCCGCUAUGGCUCAUCGAGGAGGAAAGGGAACCGCUCACGUGGAGGCAAAUGCAGGAAAUCUUGCAUCCACGGAAAGACACAUUGAAACAUGUCCGUUUCGCCUUUUACCCGCACCUGAACGAGGUCGAAGGCCUACCGUAUAACCCAGCCGACGACAUGGGCAGUUUCCGCGACUUCGAGCGGCUGGAGACACUGCAUGUAUCAGCACUCAGCUUCCGCGGACUUCAACCCACUCAACACGGCUUGCAGUUUUAUGGUUAUCCAGCGACGGUGUCCGAGCUGGUCAGCAUAUUGCCGGAAUCGCUCACUCUGCUUCACUGCGACCGUUGCCACGAGAGGUGGGAUGGGAUGAAAAUGCUGGCCUGCGCUAUUCAACAGGGGCAUUUCCCACGGCUCAAGACGGUGAUUUCAGGAGAAUGGGGGCAAGGAAACACCAGAAUGAUCUCCAUGCAAGUCUUAAGUGACGAAGCUGGGUUUGAGUGUCAUGUUCCAUUACCGCGCGACAUACAAAGCGAUAGUAGCAGGAAAUAUAAACACCCUCCUCUAUCAGCAGUAGUGUAUCAGUCAUUUGAUCCCAGGGGUGAAAGUCCAUUCACUGGAGAAGUUGCCCGAGGGCUGACACGGCCAUGUGCAUGGCUCCUCGCGGGCGCAGACUGGCAGUCUCAGACAAUUCAAACCACCAUGCCGCAGCGGAGAGUUCAGGCAAUGGCCGGACCAAAAGACAGCUGCUCCCGCGGCAGUCGUCACACACCCCAGGCAUCGACGCGUCUCACAGCGCUGCCUGAUGAGUUGCUGCUCAUGAUCUGCCAGCAGUUCUGUCAGCAUUGCACAGAUCCUACAAGGAGUUGGCGCCAUUUUGUCGGUCCACGCCUCCAUGCUCUAUCUCAUCUCAGCAAGACAUGUCGAAAGAUGCGUGACAUCGCACAGCCGGUACUAUAUCACGAUGUCCGUGUCGUGGAGCUCUGGCUCUUCUUGCGCACCAUCAUGGCGCGACCGGACCUGGCUGCCCAAGUACAGUGCUUCCAUCAGUACGACCCGUUCAUGUACUUUAGUUCUGAGGAUAUGGACGAAACGGCUUCUUCGCAGGCUCUUGAAGUGCAGAAACACGACUGGGUGCGCCAGUUUGAGGGUACAGAGGCCCUGGGCGGCGAUGCCGACAUUGAGAGAUGGCUGCUCGACUCGACGUUGGCCCUGCUGACAAGCGCAAAGCAACUGAUCAUUGACAUAUGUUUGAAUGAACGAUACGCAUGGGGAGCCUCGGCCAAGUUUUUAUCCGUCAAGUAUCUCGUCCUCGAUCACGUCACUCGGCUUGGCGACGGUUACUUGAGCGACUUUCUGUCUACGAUGCCGCGCCUCGAGAAGCUGUCCAUCGCAGUCAAGGGGAACAUGCCAGAACGCCUGCCUCUUGCGGAAGUCCGCUGUUUGGAGAUUUGGGGGGAAGAAUUGAGCGAGGCGGCUUUAGGCGCCAUCGUGGGCUCUUGUCCAAGACUCGAACGGUUUGCGUACCACAUGGGGAUGGGGCAAGAAGCCAUUACAUGGAAGCCAGUGCAGCGUACUCUGCGCCAAUGCAGGAAGACGUUGAGACACGUCGAGAUCACCUUUAAGCCAUACUAUUUUGGCGAGAACCGCCACCUGGAGUAUGGCCUGGGUAGCUUCCGCGAUUUUGAUCAACUAGAAUCGCUCUUCAUAAACGCAAAAGGCUUUCACACGGAUGCUCUGAACGAUAGAGUCCCCAUGUUCCCAGCAAGGAUGUCUCAACUGGUUGACUUUCUGCCCGAGUCGGUCCGGCACAUUCGGUUCUAUGGUCUACAACGCAAGUGGGAUGGGAUUGGGAUGCUCACACAGGCAGUCUCGGAGGGUCACUUCCCACGCCUCAAGCUGCUCCAGUUCCGUCGGGAUAGGUGGACUCUGAGUGAAUCAUACAGCAUACUUACUGCUGCCGGCGUGACGUGCGAGAUAUCGACAGAUGCUGCUGUUGAUAUAUUACCCCAGGCUAUUACGGUUCCAUAG
Molecule: messenger RNA, 2824 nt
Organism: Trichoderma reesei QM6a
Lineage: Eukaryota; Fungi; Ascomycota; Sordariomycetes; Hypocreales; Hypocreaceae
Exons: 7
Coding region: 44-2824 (926 amino acids)
Source: RefSeq, a predicted model, not a curated record